AUGACCGCCAACGGCAGUGACGAUGGGGUGACUGAUGUUGCUGCACAAGCCAGCUUUGAUACCCCAACAAAGAGACCGAAGCGAAAGCCACACAAAAAGACGAAACAUGGCAAGAAAGGCAAACAUCCAAAGAGCGAGAGCACGGCAGCUGAUAGCGCCGAUGCUUCCAAUUUGAAAAAGCUGCCGUUAGAGAGCUAUCGGAUUAUCGAGGACGAAAGCGGCACUCCUACCGACUAUUUGAUGGCUGUCUACUCGCUGCUUCACCAAAUGAUGGAGAUGCGUCAUCACCUCUAA
This is a messenger RNA of Penicillium brevicompactum, 294 nucleotides long. RefSeq lists its product as uncharacterized. Lineage: Eukaryota; Fungi; Ascomycota; Eurotiomycetes; Eurotiales; Aspergillaceae. The record is from RefSeq and is a predicted model, not a curated record. The transcript has a single exon. The coding region runs from base 1 to 294 and encodes 97 amino acids.